CGGAUGCCCUUUCACGCUGCGACAGCAAACAUGGCCGCACUCUUGAGAUCAGCCCGGCUACUCAAAAUCUCGCCUUCGGGCUUGCGUCACAUCACGGGAACGAAGAGGAAUGGAGCACCGCUCAGUCGACUGUACAGCGGAGCUCCCGGUUUCUCCAGGACUGGAGCUUGUCAUAGACUCAUCUGCCCAGCGAACGCGUCCAUCAGUCGUGUAUGGCCAUAUACAGUCGGGUGUGUGCGUGGAUAUUCUGUGGCAACAGACAAGAAAGAUGAGGUCAGCAGUGCUGUGCAGUCCCAGCAGGCUCAACAGUUUGAAUGGGCUCUGGCCAAACUGGACAGCUCUGUGAGGAGGACGGGCCGCAUCACCAAGACACUACUGCUCCGCUUCUUCCAUGAUAUCUGCCGGACAGGUUAUCCCACUGGUAACCAGGCUUUGUUGUUGCUGCGUAGUUGUGGGUCCCUGCUGCCUGAGGUGCCUAUGGAGGAACGCACUAUGCUGGCCCACCGUGUGUGGGAAAAGCUGCAGAAGAUGGGUGCAGUAUUUGAUGUUAGUCACUACAACGCCCUGCUAAAGGUUUACCUGCAGAAUGAGUUCAAGUUCUCCCCCACUGAUUUCCUGGCCAAGAUGGAAGCAGCUAACGUCCAGCCCAACAGAGUUACUUACCAGAGACUCAUAGCAGCCUAUUGCCAGGAUGGGGAUAUCGAGGGAGCGAGCACCAUACUGGGUUUCAUGAAGAGCAAAGAUUUGCCCAUCACUGAGGCUGUUUUCAACUCCCUGGUCACUGGCCACGCUCGUGCAGGUGACAUCGACAGUGCAAAGAGUGUCCUGUCUGUGAUGCAGGGAGCAGGAAUUGAACCAGGUCCUGACACAUAUGUGUCACUGCUUUCUGCCUAUGCUGAAAAGGGAGACCUGGACAGUAUGAAAAAGACCAUGGAGGAAGCAGAGAGAGCAGACUGCAGUUUAAUGGACCGGGACAUCAUGCAGGUCAUCUCUGCGUUGGCCAGGGCUGGACACCAUCAGCACAUCCCAGAGAUGGUUGAGCGCUUGAGGCAAGAGAGGGGUUACAUUCCAGAUGCCAUGAACCUUUGUCUGAGCCUCAUCACUCAGGGUCAGGAAGACGCAGCUUUUCUCAUCCUCAAGACCUUCUCCAUGGGGGAGUCUGAUAGUUCUCAGAAUGACUCUCCCACCUUGGGCAACUUCUUCCUCAGACACUGUGUCAACAUGGACACGCCAGUGGAGAAGAUCUCGAGCUACUGUAAAGAACUCCAAGAGUCUCAACGACACAAUACCCCACUCAUCUUCUCUCUGCGAUGUGCUCUGGAGGCCAAUAAGACUGGUUUGUCUUUUGAGCUGAUGAAGUUAUUGAAGGAGCAGAAUGUACCCAUUAGGCCACACUUCUUCUUACCCCUCCUCAAAGAAAUUGUGAAGGACAGGAACACAGCUGGCAUGAUGGAGGUGCUGAAGGGCAUGCAUGAGCUUGGUGUGUCUCCCGAUGCUGAGUCUUUAUCCCAGUACAUUCUUCCCUUCUACCCCAACUUGGAGGCAUCUCGACAGGCCCUCAUGGAUGCAGGCAUCUCUCUGGACUCUGUGAAUUUAUUGACUUUUGAGGUUCGCUCCUUGGCGGUGGGCAACUUGGCCAAACUCUACACCCUUUUGUCUGAUCCGUCCGUUUCCUCUUUGGAUCAUAAUAGUUUCCGCAGCAGCCUCAUCCAGGGCUUCAGAAAGUGUGAUGAUGUGGAGAACAUGGUGAAGCUGACAGAGCUUUUAUACAAAGACGAACGCUUCACCAAUGAAAACUCCAACCCUGCUGAAGGGGCAGCCUUCUUUUUGUAUCAUCUCUUCGACGCCAUGACCCAGCAGGAGGUACAGGCAUGUGAAGAUGUACUGCGGAAAUACCUAAAUCAGCUUCACACUCGGAAUAUAAUCAUUCCAUUCAAUAUCUUCAAAGGUAUCCGAAACCUUUUGGAGUCUUACCAUGUCCCGGAGCUCAUCAAGGAUGUGAUCACUCUGGUGGACCCCAAAGAGAGACUGUACACUGGCUCUUUGUCAGCCUAUCCAAAUGGGAAUGGAAUUGAGAAAAAAAUGGCUGAUCUGAAAGCAGAGAACAAACCAUUCAGUAUAACCCUCAAACAGACCAUCCAUGCUCUCUGCGCUGAGGAGAACUUGCAGCGUGCCCUUGAGCUGAAACAGCAGCAUGAGGAUCAGAUGACAGUCAGCAGCUAUGCCAUCCUUAUCAACCAGUGCUGUCGCCAUGACAAUAUGGAGGAGGCGCUCCACCUAAAGCGGGAACUGAGUCGAAUGGACCCAUCAGCUGUGCUGGAUGCCAGUAAAUACAUUGCACUGAUCAAGGCACUCGCCAAAAAUGGCAGAGUGGAGGAGGCAGUGGACAUCCUGAAGGAGAUGAAGGAGAAGGAUGUGGUACUAGAUGAUUCACACGUAUCCCUGCUGUUCUUCGCACUCAACAGUUUAGUGCCCAAUGGUGGUGCCCCCAUCAUCCAGCGGCUGCAAGACGCCAUCUUUACCCUGGGUCUGGCCCCACCCUCUGCCAAUCUCUGUUCGCCACUAAUUUCAGCCUACAUGGAGAGUCAGGACCUGCCCGGAGCCCUAGAGGCAGUGUUGGAGUGUCAGAGGCGUUACAAACAACUUCCUCGCAUUCACGACGUCAUGGUUGGUAUGGUGGAGAAAGGAGAAACGGAACUUCUGCAGAAAGCAAUGGACUCCGUGAGUCAGGAGCGAGGGGAGAUGAAUAUGCUCUAUGAUUUGUUCUUUGCGUUCCUGCAGACAGGUCGCUUCCGGGAGGCUCGUAAGAUCAUUGAGACCCCGGGGCUCAGGGCAAGGCCUGGACGUCUCCAGUGGUAUGCAGAGAAAUGCAUAUUUUCCAACAGGAUGGAGGCCUUGGAGCAGAUGGUUGACUUGACAGCCAAGCUGUUUGAGUGUGACAGAGAUGAGAUGUACAGUUACAUCCUCCGUCUCUGCAAGGAGACAAACAACUGGGAGAAGGCGGAGGCAGUGUGGAUGAAAAUGCAGGAGGAGAACGUCAUUCCAAGGGAGAGGACUCUGCUUAUUCUGGCAGACAUCCUGAAGAAUAAUGGCCGCAAGGUGCCCUUUGAAAUGCCUACGACUUGGUACGAACAACCUGCCACCAUACAGCAGGCCACGGAAGCCACGACCCCCGCCACAACCGAAAAUGAAUAUCGGACGCGUCUGUGGGCCCUCUGUAAGAAAGGCAAUGUCAGAGAAGCUUAUGCAGUGCUUCAGAAAGCUAAUGAAGCAGGUGUAACAGUAGGCCCCAGCCAUUAUGACCUCCUGAUCCGUGCUUUUUUGUCUGUCGGAAACAUAACGGAUGCCAUGAAGGUCAAAGACAUUGCUGUGUCUCAUGUGCCAGACUUCCAGCUGAAUACUAUUGCCAACAGUUUGUUUAUCAUCACAUACUGCAAGAAAGGCCAGGCCAAAGAUGCUCUUGAGAAACUGAAGUCUGUGGUGCAGAUGGGUCAAGUGCCCACACAGCUUGCCAUCGUCAGACUGACUCAGGCACUAGGUAGCCAUGGUGACCUGGAGGGUAUCAACGAAGUGGAGUCAGCACUGAAGGACCUCGGCUCAAACCUCAACCUUUCAAGAAUGCUUUUUGUCAACAACAAGGCUUUGGCACACAUCAAGAACAAUGACUUGGACUUGGCUACAGAUUUGCUGGAGUCUGUCUUCACCAAUCCAGAUUCCGUGAGACAGAGUAUGUCCUACGUCUUCAGGAAGUUGAUGCAAGAUGGCAAUGACACAGCCUUAGACAAGUUGAGUGCUAUGGCAGAGCGGCUAGCCAAUCACUUUGCCUGCUACGGACCAGCUACAGACCUUUUCCUCCAGCUGCUGGAAAAUGACAAAGUUGAGGACGCUAAGUUCAUGCUGGCUCGUUUCAACGCCUUGGCUGAACAGAAGGACGCGCUGAUGUCUUACCUGACUCGAAAAGCUCAGAAUCCUGGACAGGUGGGGAAAAUUAAGACCCUGCUUAGCCUGAUUCCAGACUUCACAACGAAGGAUGUGUCGUACCCAUACCUAAUGAAAUGUCAUGUUUUAGAUAAGGACUUGGCAUCAGCCAAGGCUCUGUAUGAGCAGAUGCAGGCGGAGGGUAUCGUCGUAGACGAGCUGUCCCUCAAGCGACUGGCGAGACUUUACCACAACGCAGGAGAGGAGGCGCCCUUCACUGAGCCCCCUGAGUCCUUCAAGUUUUACGCAGACAAGCUUAAAGACAGAGCUGCCAAAGCCCAGACGGCAGCAGAGGAAUAAAGAGAGCCACCCUUCGUCCCUUCGUACAUCAGUCCAACUGUUUGUUUGUUCAUUUUUUUUGUCACUGUCUUUUUCUUUUCUUUUUUUUAUAUAAAGGUAGUUUGAGCUGAACUUUUGAGAUUAUGUGCUGUAACUGUGGGGUGUUCAACUCUGUCUGCUGUGAGAUCACAGAUGAUUGUACAGAAGUAUUUAUGCUAAUAAAUGAAGUUAGGAAUCUGGA
Solea senegalensis (Senegalese sole) is the source of this 4498-nucleotide messenger RNA. It is a transcript of the gene lrpprc, whose product is annotated as leucine-rich pentatricopeptide repeat containing. Bases 4 to 4278 code for a protein of 1424 amino acids. The record is from RefSeq and is a predicted model, not a curated record. The transcript is spliced from 38 exons. Lineage: Eukaryota; Metazoa; Chordata; Actinopteri; Pleuronectiformes; Soleidae. Gene Ontology annotation, molecular function: protein binding.